UGUCUACGUGACACCAGUGGUCUUGGACGUUACUCCGGAGUUUUACUGACGAAAGAGUCGUCAACGUCAUCGAGAAGCCCAUCAUCUGCUUGAGAGGAAAGAAGCAGCGAGUGAAACAUUGGAGAGACCUUUACAUUUUCAUAAUGUCCUUCUUCUCCUUGAACAUUCUCUCCUUUCGAAUACUGGGGCUCUGGUUCCCCGAGGAUACUUCAUCAGUCUGGCAAAUAUUUUUGUACAGAAUUUACAAUGCAUUUGCUGUGACAGCCAUGUGCACCUUCGUACUUUCUCAAUUUUUUGCGCUACUCACGUGUCUCAAUGAUACUAAGGAGCUCACCAAUGCCUCCUUCAUGCUGUUGACGAUGAUCGCAGUGGCUGGAAAGAUGUUCAACAUGACUGUUUAUCGAUAUGAAAUCAGCAAAAUGGUCAAACUAUUCGAUCUUGAGCCCUUCAAAUCCAUGGAUGAGAAUGAAGUGGUGAUUAAAUCAAAAUUUCAUCGUUCUGUCAAGCGAUUUACUUCCGUGUACGGAACACUAGGAACAGCGACAUGCACACUGAUAACACUAUUUUCCCUCAUCCGGGACAUGCCCCGUCGUCAACUGCUCUUCAAAGCACGAUAUCCCUUCGAUGAUUCAGCAUCAGUCGGCUACUGGGUCUCGUAUAUCCAUCAACUCUACAGCCACUACAUGGGAGCUGUUGUCAACAUGACCUUCGAUACAUUCGUGUCAGCACUGAUGCUGGCAACCUCGGCGCAAUUGGAAGUUCUCAAGUAUCGGUUUGUCAUGAUGCCAAGUGUUAUGGAGAACGAGCGGUCUGGAAUUGGCUGCAAAGGAGAUUCCGAGGAGAUUGAGAAGAUGGAGACCAAGUACUUGGGGAAUCAUACGAACCAUCAUCUGGCCAUCUUUGAAUUUUCAAAAAUGACGAAUGACACGUUCACCGGUUCAAUUUUUCUUCAAUACUGCGCUAGUUCCCUGGUCCUCUGCGUCAGUGUCUUCACCCUGACGCAGCUGAAACCCUUGAGCAAAGAAUUCAAUUCUCUACUGAUGUACGUCGGCUGCAUGUUGGUGCAGAUAUUCAUAUUCUGUGAUGCGGCGAAUGAUGUUACCAUCAGGAGUGAAACUAUGGCCGAAGGCAUCUACAAAAUGGACUGGACGUCUCUGUCCGUCAAUAGCCAGAAGAGUUUGGUGCUCAUCAUGGCACGAACCUUGAGACCCAUAAGGUACACAAGUGGACAUGUUGUCAGUCUGUCUCUAGUGUCAUUCAGCAGUCUCCUGAAGAUGUCCUAUUCCGUCUACAAUAUCCUGACUCAGUCGUCUGAGUGAUGCGAAUCAACUGAAACUCAUGAAUUAUGAACAUAAACUGGAGAACUCCCAAAUGAAUUGUUAUUAAUGAUGAAUUGGUAGUUUAUGGUUGGAACUUAAUAUUUCUUUGCAGAGAA
Molecule: messenger RNA, 1435 nt
Organism: Diachasmimorpha longicaudata
Lineage: Eukaryota; Metazoa; Arthropoda; Insecta; Hymenoptera; Braconidae
Product: odorant receptor 46a-like
Exons: 5
Coding region: 144-1319 (391 amino acids)
Biological process (GO): detection of chemical stimulus involved in sensory perception of smell; sensory perception of smell
Cellular component (GO): plasma membrane
Molecular function (GO): olfactory receptor activity; odorant binding
Source: RefSeq, a predicted model, not a curated record